CAAAGCGACCGCGAUGGAGAUCGCCUCGUCUACGGCUUUGGCGCUGCAUGCGCUGGGAAGAGCUUCCAGAAUGCCUCUGCCGGCGGCAGUGCGGAGCUCCAGGAGGCUUGAGAUUUCGUCUCCCGGAUCGAUCAGGUUUGCUGCGCCAGACAGUAGCGGACGAAGGCGAUCGCUGUCGAGAUCGCGGCCGCAGUGCUCGCGGCUUCCAUCGGCGGUGGAAGAGAGGUCUCUGAAGGACAGGGUUCGCAGAAUCGCGGCUUUGUUCUUGGGGAGCUCGGCCCUUUUGCUCGCGGCGGGCAUGAAUUCGUGUAGAGUUGCCAGGGCGGAGGAAGCCAUAGCCAGCGCUAACGAGAAUGUGGCCACUACCACGGCUGUGGAGCAAAAAGAAGGCGCUCCAGAGAAGAAGAAGACUUUGAGGAGGAGAACGCAGGAGGAGGAGGAGGAGAUCUUGGAUGAUCUCACUCGGCUCCACGGAUUCAUGGAGAAGAGGGACAUGCCAGCGGCGAUCAAGGUCCUUUCCAAGCUCAUCGACAUGAAUCCGUCGCAGCUAGAGUUUAGAUUCAUCCGCGGCCACGCUUAUGAGUACAUUGGAGAUUUGGACAACGCUCUCAAGGAGUUUGAGGAUGCCGUGAAGGUGGACCCUCUGUCCCUUCGAGCACUCCAAGGCCUUGCGUUGGUUCUCAAGAAGCAAGGCAAAGACAUCGAUUUCAUCCAGAAAAUCGUGGAGGACGCCGCGGCAAAGGCCACCGAAGAGGACAGGCCCAAGGACGCGAGGAACUUCCGGAUGCUCAGAGGCCAGCUCCUCACUCUCAAGGAAGAAUUGCCACAAGCUCUGGAACUCUACGAGCAGCUGAGCAAGGAGGAUCCGACAGACUUCCGUCCACACGUCUGCCAAGGGCUGGUUUGCUGCAUGCUGGGAGAACUAGAUCAAGCCGAAGAACACUUCAGCAAUUUUGAGAAGUACUGCCCGCAAUACUACGAAGGUAGGGAGGCGAUCGAGGAACUGGUUAACAGGGCACGAAGCGAUGCCAAGCAGCGCAUGGAAGAAGAAAGCUCCAAAGUAGCGACCCAAUCUUAAAGCUGGGAUAAAAUGGAAACCAUGGAAAGAAAUUUUGCUCGUAUCCAUAAGAGAUUGUUAACCUGCAUUAAUUGUCACUAAUUGAGUUUAGUGAUAAAUAAUUAGAUUUAUAAGCUA
Selaginella moellendorffii is the source of this 1195-nucleotide messenger RNA. RefSeq names its product protein SLOW GREEN 1, chloroplastic. Lineage: Eukaryota; Viridiplantae; Streptophyta; Lycopodiopsida; Selaginellales; Selaginellaceae. Bases 14 to 1078 code for a protein of 354 amino acids. The transcript is spliced from 4 exons. Gene Ontology annotation, molecular function: protein binding. The record is from RefSeq and is a predicted model, not a curated record.